CUUUGAAGAAAACAAAAUGAACAAUGGUGCAACUGCGACUCCUCCUCGUAAUGCAUUUCAGACUCAUUUUCUUGAUAUCCAUGAAGUUUUACACGAAGAUGAGGAAGAAGAAGGAGGAGGGGUAAUAAAAACGGAUGAUAAUCAAGUGGCGGGCAAGAAGGGUUUGCAGAAGCCUAUUAAACUGAGAGAAUUAAAGAGGCCACAAAGGAAUUUUAGUAGGCAAGUUUCAUUGGAGACUGGAUUUUCAGUUCUGGACACGGAGUCUAAAGCCAAAGAUGAAAGGAAGAUUCUUCGGAGAAGUGGUCGUAGUUUCGGAGGUUUCGAUUCGACAAACAGAGUUAAUGGAGAAGCAAGGAAAGGAGACUUCAAUAUCUUCAGGACCAAGUCGACUCUCAGUAAGCAGAAUUCUCUAUUGCCUACAAGGAAAGAGAAAGAGAUGGAGACCCAAAGACCUGAAGGUGCCACUGGCCUUGACGAGUCUGCCAAUAAAAGUGUUCCUGCAGGAAGAUACUUCGCUGCUCUUAGAGGCCCCGAAUUAGACCAAGUCAAGGACUAUGAGGAUAUUCUCCUUCCAAAAGAUGAGAUAUGGCCCUUUCUUCUUCGUUUCCCAAUUAAUUGCUUUGGUAUUUGUCUUGGACUUAGCAGCCAAGCUGUUCUAUGGCGUGCACUAUCAACUAGCCCUGCAACCAAGUUUCUCCACGUUACACCAUUCAUCAAUCUUUUCAUCUGGUUAUUAUCCCUUGCAGUUCUUGUCUCUGUCUCCAUCACCUACAUGCUCAAAUGCAUUCACUACUUCGAAGCUGUUAAAAGAGAAUAUUUCCAUCCUGUCAGAGUCAAUUUCUUCUUUGCUCCGUGGGUUGUAUGCAUGUUCCUCGCCAUUGGCAUACCACCAGUGCUAGCACCUGCGAAACUGCACCCUGCCGUAUGGUGCGCUUUCAUGGGACCCUAUUUCUUGCUCGAGCUUAAAAUUUAUGGUCAAUGGCUUUCCGGUGGCAAGAGGCGUCUUUGCAAGGUUGCGAAUCCGUCGUCCCAUCUCUCUGUAGUCGGUAACUUCGUCGGAGCAAUCUUAGCAUCAAAAGUGGGAUGGAUGGAACCAGCCAAGUUCUUGUGGUCUAUCGGAUUCGCACAUUAUCUCGUGGUGUUUGUGACAUUGUAUCAAAGAUUGCCCACAAGUGAAACUUUGCCUAAAGAGUUACACCCUGUGUACUCCAUGUUUAUUGCAGCUCCAUCAGCUGCUAGCAUCGCUUGGGGAAGCAUUUAUGGUGAGUUUGAUGGUUGCUCUAGGACAUGCUUUUUCAUUGCCUUGUUCCUCUAUAUUUCACUAGUCGUCAGGAUCAACUUCUUCACAGGAUUCAGAUUCUCCGUAGCAUGGUGGUCAUACACCUUCCCGAUGACAACAGCGUCGGUAGCGACGAUCAAGUACGCCGAACAGGUACCAUCUGUUAUAAGCAAGGGGCUUGCUCUCUCCCUUUCAUUCAUGUCAUCAGCAAUGGUGUCAGUACUAUUCGUGUCCACCCUUCUUCACGCAUUCGUUUGGAAGACGUUGUUUCCGAACGAUCUCGCCAUUGCUAUAACAAAGCAAAGACCUAUCAAGGAGAAGAAGCCCUUCAAAAAGGCUUAUGAUAUAAAACGCUGGACAAAGCAGGCCCUAACCAAGAACAACUCUGGGGAAAAACAAUGCAAUGGAGAAAAUAAAGUAGCUUAAUAGCUUCAAUCUAUA
This is a messenger RNA of Hibiscus syriacus, 1720 nucleotides long. RefSeq names its product guard cell S-type anion channel SLAC1-like. Gene Ontology annotation, cellular component: membrane. The record is from RefSeq and is a predicted model, not a curated record. Gene Ontology annotation, biological process: stomatal closure; transmembrane transport; intracellular monoatomic ion homeostasis. Bases 17 to 1705 code for a protein of 562 amino acids. The transcript is spliced from 3 exons. Lineage: Eukaryota; Viridiplantae; Streptophyta; Magnoliopsida; Malvales; Malvaceae. Gene Ontology annotation, molecular function: voltage-gated monoatomic anion channel activity.